Molecule: messenger RNA, 1338 nt
Organism: Penicillium waksmanii
Lineage: Eukaryota; Fungi; Ascomycota; Eurotiomycetes; Eurotiales; Aspergillaceae
Exons: 3
Coding region: 1-1338 (445 amino acids)
Molecular function (GO): oxidoreductase activity; NAD binding; NADP binding
Source: RefSeq, a predicted model, not a curated record
AUGGCUUCUAAAUCAAAAGUUGCCUUCAUCGGGUUGGGUGCUAUGGGAAUGGGGAUGGCCAUACAACUGCUCGAAGACGGUUUCACUGUGACUGGGUUCGAUGUCAAUCCCAUGGCCCUUGAAAAACUGCUCGCCAUGGGUGGUGCGGCUGCUACUAGUCCAAAGGAAUGCGCCCAAGGUGCGUCAUUCGUUAUCUGCAUGGUUGCGAAUUCUACGCAGACUGAGGAUGCAUUUUUCGCCGACUCAACGGGCGCAGUGCUUGGACUGGCACAGAACGCUAUUGUCAUAUUGUGCUCAACUGUCGCUCCAGGGUUUCCAGUGCAAAUUUUAAAUCAUAUCCACCAGGUCUUCCAAAGACCAGAUAUCCAGUUGUUGGACUGUCCUGUCUCUGGUGGAACGAUACGCGCCGCUCGAGGAAUGCUGGCCAUUCUAUCAUCGGGCCCAACGGAUGCUUUGAAUGCUGCUCGGCCAAUCUUGAACUCAAUGAGCGAGAACUUAUAUGAGAUUGAAGGCGGACUAGGUGCCGCGAACAAGGUCAAACUUAUCAAUCAGCACCUUGCUGGUGUUCAUAUUGCGGUUUCUGCAGAGGCAAUGGGGCUAGCUGCAACAUUGGAAUUGAACACAAAAGAAUUCUAUGAGACGGUUCUCAAAAGCCCAGCGUGUAGUUGGAUGUUUGAAAACCGAGUACCUCACAUGCUCACCAACGAUUGGACGCCUCACUCUGCUAUCAGUAUCUUUAUCAAGGAUAUGCGAAUUGUGACCUCGGAAGGCCUCCUUCAGGAUUUCCCUCUUCAUAUUGCAUCUGCGACGGAACGACUUUAUCAAUAUGCCGCGCGCAUGGGAUAUGAAAAAGACGACGAUGCGAGUCUUGUUCGAACUUUUCUAGCACAAACUCCAUCUUUGGUUUCGGAAGCAACACAUAUCCAGAGUCCCAAUAGUCCGCGCCCAUGUGAGCUGAUAUGCCGGUUACUGGAGACUGUUCACACCUUAGUAGCAUUUGAAGCUCUGGCCCUCGGAAACAAGCUCGGCAUUUCGACCAGCACCCUCGCAUCAAUCAUUUCAAAUGCCGCCGGUGCCAGUGAGUCCUUCAAAAAGGUUGCAUCGAGCAUUGUGGCUGGUGAUCUUCUAUCUGAGUAUACCAUCACACAGACCCGGGACAUGCUUGCAGAAGUAAUCACCCUUGCCCAAAUGCACAACUAUCCACUGCAACUCGCAGCUACUACAUUCCAACUUUUACAACAGGCUGUGAUUUACGGCCUGGGCGGGGAAGGUCAAGCUGCGCUCCUCAAGCUAUGGACAACGUCAGAUAUUUCCGCCAAGCCAUUAAACGUCGCAUAA